This is a messenger RNA of Populus nigra (black poplar), 2395 nucleotides long. RefSeq names its product cytochrome P450 86A22. Gene Ontology annotation, molecular function: monooxygenase activity; iron ion binding; oxidoreductase activity, acting on paired donors, with incorporation or reduction of molecular oxygen. The record is from RefSeq and is a predicted model, not a curated record. NCBI's taxonomy places the organism in Eukaryota, Viridiplantae, Streptophyta, Magnoliopsida, Malpighiales, Salicaceae. The coding region runs from base 454 to 2079 and encodes 541 amino acids. The transcript has a single exon.
AAAUUCAACAACAUAUUCUGGCAUUAUUUAUUGCUUCUCUGCUGAUUUCUCUAACCAUAUAUUACUCUUGAUCACUAUAUAAAAUUUCACUUUCCUUUUCAUUACUCGCACAUCUCUCCUUCUUCCUCUCAUUUCUUCUUCCCCUUCUCCAUCCUCCAUAAAUUAACUCUAUGUCUCGCCCCCCUCCUCCAUGCAUCACAUCCCUUCAUGCCCUACCUUCCAUUCUCGAGAGUACUUCUUGAUAAAAAAGAUUGAUUCAAGAAACAAACCCAUAUCUGAUCUGGGUUUUGUUUCUUUUUGCCCAUUUUCAAGUCUUAAUUAGCUUCAAAUUUACUAGUCCAAGCUUGAGAGUUACACCCCACCAAACUCCACAUUUUCGCUUCUUUUUUUUUGGGUUACGUACUAGUUUGAUUUUGCUCUUAUUAUAUAUUCAAGUUGUUUGAGUCGUGGGGGAUGGAUAUAUCGAUGGCUUUGAUGAUUCUAACAGCAGUGGUGGCUUACUCGAUUUGGUUGAGUUUCAUCUCGCGGUCAAUGAAGGGUCCACGUGUAUGGCCUCUAUUCGGCAGUCUUCCUGGUCUCAUUUGGCACUCUAGUCGCAUGCAUGAUUGGAUUGCGGACAACCUCCGCAAGUGUGGCGGCACGUACCAGACAUGCGUAGUUGCAAUUCCCUUAGUAGCCCGGAAGCAAAGCCUCGUGACUGUCACGUGCGACCCCAAGAACCUAGAGCACAUCUUGAAAGCCAGGUUUGAUAAUUACCCAAAAGGACCCAAUUGGCAGUCUGUGUUCCAUGAUUUGCUUGGUGAUGGCAUCUUCAACUCAGAUGGUGAAACGUGGCUGUUCCAGCGUAAGACGGCCGCACUUGAAUUUACCACCCGGACACUACGCCAAGCCAUGGCUAGGUGGGUGAGCCGAGCCAUCAAGCACCGCUUUUGCCCUAUACUUGAGUCGGCUCAACAACAGGCCAAGCCGGUCGAUCUUCAAGACAUGCUACUUAGGCUCACUUUUGAUAACAUUUGUGGAUUGGCUUUUGGCAAGGAUCCACAAACAUUGUCACUGGAAUUUCCUGAGAAUGGCUUUGCAGUGUCUUUCGACACCGCCACGGAAGCUACAUUGCAGCGCUUCAUUUUGCCAGAAAUAGUGUGGAAGUUGAGGAAAAGUCUUCGGCUUGGUAUGGAAAUGAGCUUGAGCCAAAGCCUUGACCACAUAGACGCAUACUUGUCUGACAUCAUCAAUACACGAAAGCUCGAAUUGGUUAAUCAGCAGAAAGGUGGCAAUGAGAACCCACAUGACGACUUGUUGUCUAGGUUUAUGAAGAAGAAGGAAUCCUACUCGGACAAAUUUCUUCAACACGUGGCAUUAAAUUUUAUCCUAGCUGGGCGUGACACGUCAUCAACGGCGCUGAGCUGGUUCUUCUGGCUUGUGAGUCAGAAUCCAAAAGUGGAAGAGAAAAUCCUCAUUGAAAUUUGCACCGUUUUGAUGGAGACACGUGGCAAUGAUACGAGCAAGUGGUUGGAGGAGCCAUUAGUGUUUGAAGAAGUUGACCGACUGACCUACCUCAAGGCAGCAUUAUCUGAGACCUUAAGGCUUUACCCUUCUGUGCCACAAGACUCAAAGCAUGUAGUUGCCGAUGAUGUUUUGCCCAGUGGAGCUUUUGUUCCGGCAGGAUCAUCCAUAACCUACUCAAUAUAUGCAAUUGGUCGGAUGGAAUUUAUCUGGGGUGAUGAUUGCCUAGAAUUCAAGCCGGAAAGAUGGUUAUCCUUGGAUGGCAAGAAAAUCGAGGUGCCGGAUUCUUACAGGUUUCUCGCGUUUAAUGCAGGUCCAAGGAUUUGUCUAGGCAAGGAUUUGGCUUAUUUGCAAAUGAAGUCAAUCGCGGCAGCUUUGUUGUUGCGCCACCGGAUCUCAGUGGUGCCGGGUCACCGUGUUGAGCAAAAAAUGUCACUGACAUUGUUUAUGAAGUAUGGUCUGAUGGUUAACGUGCACCCAAGGGACCUGAGGCCUAUAGUGGAAAAGAUAUGCAAAAAUGCUCUUACAAAUGGCAAUCAUGCUUGUGGGAUUGAAUCGACCACUCCUGUUUCUUAAAGGAAUAUAAUUAUUGGUGAAUGCACGUAACCACUGAUUUACGAAGGCCAGCAGAUUUUUGCCGCGUGGAUGCUUUAGAGUGUUUGUCCUGGGAAAUCAUCGUUGGUAUAUCUGUCAGGUUUUCUAGUUUCUUACAUGCAUGUAAUACUACUAGUAUGGGGUCGGAGUGAUCAAGAGUUUGUGUUUUUUUUUUUUUUUUUUGAGUGACUCUGUAUGUAAUAUAAGCUGCCAAUUAACUAGGCAAAUACACAAGUCUUUGUACUUGGUACGUAUUAUAUAUAUUAAUUUAUAUAAAUAAAAUGAAGUUGUGGUUGCA